UGUGGAGCUGAAGUUGGAAUUGAUCAAAGGCAUCCGUUUUUAAGGGCAUAUGAUCCAACCGACCUGAAGGCGUGGUCUGGCGGACCUGGUCUAUACGAGCUUGUGAAUGACUUGAAGAAUACCGAUCCAGGACUUAAGACAUUACUGUCGUUUGGUGGAUGGACAUUCGGAACUAAGCUCUUCAAGGCCAUGGGAAAAACAAGUGCGACGCGAGCAACGUUCAUCAAUUCAGCUAUUGCGUUUGUUCGAGAGCAUGGUUUCGAUGGAAUCGAUAUCGACUGGGAGUAUCCUCUUGCUGAUGAUAAGAGCAGUUAUGCAGCUCUGAUAAAAGAAUUGAGAGCUGCUUGCGAUGCGGAGGCUUCAAGUACUGGACGUGCCCGCCUCCUGAUCACUGCUGCUGUUACUGCGGCUAAAUCGAAAAUUGAGGCGGGGUAUGACGUCCCUGCAAUGGCAAAAAAUAUGGAUUUCAUCAUGUUGAUGUCGUACGAUUUCCACGGUGCCUGGGAUACAAAAACUGGCUUCAACAGUCCUCUACACAGCCGCUCCGAUGAAAGCGCCGACGAACAAACAUGGAACACCGUAGAACAUUUUGAUAUUCUUACUUUAUCAUUGUACUUUUCAGAAUAUGGAGCAAACUUUUGGGCAUCUCAAGGUAUGUCACGCACCCAGAUUGCCAUCGGAAUCGCCCCCUAUGGUCGAGGAUGGACUCUCGCAGACUCAUCGAAUACAGCUGUCGGUGCUCCGGGCGCUGGUCCUGCAAAGAAGUUAGAUUAUACGCGUGAAGCUGGUAUAGCCUCAUACUUUGAGAUGCAAUUUGUGAAGGAGAACGCGUUUGCUGGUGCGUUCAUUUGGACAUUAGAUUUCGACGACUUCAAUGAUAAGUCUUGUUCAGAAGGAAAAUACCCUCUGCUCACUACGAUCCAAAAAGAACUCGGAGGAGGCACUGUCGAUCCUGUGGCAAGUUUUUUAAUUGCAUUUCGAAAUUUCGACAAUCUCUGA
This is a messenger RNA of Anisakis simplex (herring worm), 999 nucleotides long. The record is from the annotation of a GenBank genome assembly. NCBI's taxonomy places the organism in Eukaryota, Metazoa, Nematoda, Chromadorea, Rhabditida, Anisakidae.